Solea solea (common sole) is the source of this 1445-nucleotide messenger RNA. RefSeq lists its product as uncharacterized. The record is from RefSeq and is a predicted model, not a curated record. The coding region runs from base 16 to 984 and encodes 322 amino acids. The transcript is spliced from 6 exons. Lineage: Eukaryota; Metazoa; Chordata; Actinopteri; Pleuronectiformes; Soleidae.
GCCACAUUUGACAGGAUGUUUUCAAUCAUGCUUCUCUUUUGCACUUCUCUGCUGAGCUCGUACAAAGCUAAAGAAUGCAGCCCUGCAAAUCAUUUAUUUGUGAUGCUGGGGAAAGAUGCACACCUGGAAGUCAUGGAACAUUUUCAUCUAGUUCAGCACAGUCAGUUUAGAUGGACAUUUAAUAACAGUGUCAAUAUAGUGAGGGUAUUUUCUGAUAACACAAACAGUACAAAUGACAAUUAUAAAAACAGGACCACUAUUUCAGAAGAUUACUCUUUGCUGUUGAAGAACCUGCAACCAGUGGAUAAAGGUUGUUACACUGCAAAUAUUCUCAGUGACGUUGACAAAUGUUUGGCUAAAUACAGCAUCACAGUUGAAGAUCUAGUGUCUGCCCCUGAGCUGACAGUGGAGUCUGUGUCCAACAGCUACGACUUGUGCGUCCUCGCUGUGAACUGCAGCACGCAGGACUCACACAUCCAAAGCACUUUAAUAUAUGACACCAACAACAACAGUCUGCUGGAAGGAGAAACAUCCAAGGUCACCGCCUAUGGUGCUUCCCUCCAAAUUAAACUGGUAGACGGCUUGGUCAUUUGUAACCAUAGCAACCAUGUCAGUGAGCUAAAGGCCGUGAAGAAGAUUCAACACUUCUGCCCAACAAAAUCUGUUUCAAACAAAACCAUCCAAGUUGUGAUACCUGUGACUGUCAUCGGGAUUUGUCUUGUCCUUUCCAUUGGCCUUUUCUUGAAAUGUAGACCUACAGGUCGAACACAGACCUGUGAAAAUACAAUAUAUGACACUCUUCAGAACAAUAAUUCAGUUCAAACUGUGGAUCCGAAUCCCUCAACUACCAUCUAUGGCCACACUGUACCAGACGAAAAAUCCACCGGAACACCAACCAUCGACUCAGUAGAGACCCUGUACUCUAGCAUUGAUCAAUCUGCCAAGAAGAAACCCCCAAGAUCACACCAUGGACAACAUAAUUAAUGAUUGAUGAUGAAAUAGAAAGUGCCAGGAUGUGGUUUUCUACUGUAUAAAGUGUGCAUAUGUUUUUAUGUGUGUGUGUAUAUAUAUAUAUAUAUAUUUUUUUUAUAAAGACAAUAUUUAUACACAUAAACUGGUAAUGGCACAUCAAGUGUGUUGUGUACCUGCUUCCUCUGGAGAGGGCGCUCUUGAGUGGUGUGAAACUCAGUUACAGAUCCAAUUCAGAAAAAACAUACUUUGUACCCAGGGCCAUGAACACAACACAGACAUUUUUAAUGUACAGUUUUUUAAUUUCAAGUUAAAAGUACCAUAUUCCAACUUUUUAAUCAAAAGAAAUGAUCAAAUUUGAGAAACAAUAAAAGCUAAAUUUUCCAUAAGUUCUGACCAGGACUGACUAGGUUUUGUUCACAACACCUACGACUAAUAGCAAACUGCAAAUCAGGGAUUUUUACUGAUGUAAUAAG